AUGCUUUACAAUUUGGUUGCCAAGUCCUCGGAUGAGGCGGCGGCAUUCUUUUACCAGAUGAUGUAUCGGAGCCAUCCUGACUUGGAGAGGGUUUCUAUCGAGUGUGAUCCAGAUACCCAGAUGGACAGGGAACCAUACUACCUCGAAGCGACGAUGUCGGCCAAUGCGUGGACGGAUAUCGUGCUCGAUACGUGGAACUCGCCGUAUCUUGAACCUCAUCUUUGGCCGCAAUUUGGUGAGGAUACUUGGAUGUGGGAUUUGGUACGAGGACUUCAAUCGUCGAUGGGAGAUAUCGAUCUUGAUGUGGUCUAUGUAUUGAGAAAACAUAGGGAGGUGCGGAGUUGGGAAGUGUGCGUGCAGAGCGUGAGAACGCACACACCGGACGGGGGUGGAUACCCCCUUCUGAACGAGGAUGGAGAUCUGUGA
Penicillium crustosum is the source of this 426-nucleotide messenger RNA. RefSeq lists its product as uncharacterized. The record is from RefSeq and is a predicted model, not a curated record. The transcript has a single exon. Lineage: Eukaryota; Fungi; Ascomycota; Eurotiomycetes; Eurotiales; Aspergillaceae. The coding region runs from base 1 to 426 and encodes 141 amino acids.